AUGCAGAACGCCUCGUCACGCCCUCCUCCUCGCCCCGCCCCAACUCAUCGCCCUCCGAACUUGCACCCGACUUCCGCCUUCGCACCGCCUCCCGGAGCCUUCGCGUCGGCUCACAAGUCGUCUUCGAGCAUCUACGACAACGACGAGGAGCUGGAGGAGUACCUUGCGACGUUGGGCGAGGCGGACGCGGAGAGCGAGUGGAUGGGCGGGACGGGCUUCGAGGGAGAACAGCCGGAGGGGUUCGCCCAUCCUUUCGCCCCCUUUUCGACGUCCUCCUCGCCGACCCCUCGCUUCAACGAUAACAUCGCUCACAAUGCCUCGCUCCGCUUCGCAAAUGACUACGAAGGAGGCCACGAGCAGGCUCCGACGACGAACUACUAUGCCCAGCCAGUCGCGCCGGCCGCAACGCCGCCUCACGCAGGUCGACCUUCUCAAGCACCCCGCCGUUCGUUCGCUGCCGGGCCUCAGCAAGCUUCCUCAAGCCACAGCGUCAUCAAACCCAUGCCUAUACGUCGUGUCGCCCCGCUCGCGCAGCCAGCCACGAAGUCAACCGCUCCCUCUCGCUUCGCUCCGCCCCCGCGCCUUCAAGGCUUCGACCAACCGACCACGAGCUACGCCAGUAUGGGCGGCGGGUACAAGCAGCCGAGGCAGUUUGAGCAAGGCUCCUCGCAUGAACUCUUCAGGCAGGAGGACGGCGAGGAGGAGUACUGGGAGGACGAACCGGGAUGGGGCGCGAACGGAUCGUCGAACCAGCAAGGCGGGCGCGGCGGAACCAGCUGGGAAGAUGCUCUGAUGGCACACAACGGCCCACAGCCACCUGCCGCCCCUCAGUCUGGCAGCUUCGCGUCCACCUCUCGCGACCCCAGCAAGGCGCAGGAGAACUUGCAGUAUCUCGAAGACGUCGAAGCCGCCCUCGGUGGCCCGUCGAAGCCGAAAGCUGCCGGCGGAACGGUUCGCGCACAGAAGAAGGGCAUCAAGCUGCGCCCCGUCAGCGAACUGCCCGACAUCUUCCGCUCGCUCUGGCGGUUCGGCGUUUUCAACGCUGUCCAGUCUCUCUCCUUCGACACGGUCUACCACAGCGACGAGAACGUGGUGAUCUCGGCGCCGACUGGUUCGGGAAAGACGGUGCUCUUCGAGCUUGCUGUCAUUCGCCUCUUCACGCAGUCGGACGUCUCGGACGCCAAGGUCCUCUACAUGGCCCCGACUAAGUCGUUGUGCUCCGAGCGCGUCGCGGACUGGAAGAAGAAGUUCGAGCAGACUUUCGGCUGGGUCGUGCAGGAGUUGACGGGCGAUACCGAUGCUGUUGCCGGCGCCUGGCGCGAGGUCGCGAACGCCAGCAUCAUCGUCACGACGCCCGAGAAGUGGGACGCCAUGACAAGGAAAUGGCACGACCACGGCACUACGCUCGGUCAGCUGAGGCUUUUCUGCAUCGACGAGGUCCAUUGCGUCGGUACCGAUGUGCGCGGCGCCGUUCUCGAAGUCGUCGUUAGCCGCAUGAAGACGCUCGGCACCGAUACUCGCUUCGUCGCCGUCUCCGCGACUGUGCCGAACAUCGACGACAUUGCUGACUGGCUUGGUGCCGGCGCGCACGAGGAGGGCCACAAGCCGGCAAAGGCGUUCACAUUUGGCGAUGACUUCCGGCCCUGCAAGCUUCAGAAGAUCGUCGUCGGAUACCCCAAAGGCGGCAACGACUUUGCGUUUGCGAACGGGCUCAACUUCAAGCUCUUCGACCUCAUCAAGCAGUACGCUUCUGGCAAGCCCGUCCUCGUCUUCUGCAAUACGCGCAAAGGAUGCACGCAAGCCGCCGAGGCGCUCGCAAAGGCCUACAAGGACUCGCUCUCGUCUUCCACCGGUCGUGCAUCUCUCGCUUGGCCGAAACCGUCACGCAACGACUUUAGGACGACCGACAAGAAUCUCGCCAGCUUGCUCGAGAACGGCUUGGCGGUCCACCAUGCCGGGAUGGACGCCAAUGACCGUCGACUUGUCGAGCGCGCCUUCAUCGAGGGAACUGUCAGCGUCGUCUGCUCGACAUCGACGCUCGCGGUCGGCGUCAAUCUGCCCGCAAGGAUGGUCAUCAUCAAGGGCACGAAGGCGUUCAUCGACGGGCAGCUCAAGGACUACUCGGACCUGGAGAUACUGCAGAUGAUCGGUCGCGCUGGCAGGCCUCAGUUCGACACGCUUGGCGUCGCCUGCAUCAUGACCGACAAGGCAUCCGAGUCGCGAUACGCCAAUCUUGUCAACGCGCAGGUCAGUCUCGUUUCUGGAGCGGCUCCUAAAGCUUCGGUUGACCUCUUCGGCUUUAUGCAGAGUCUCCUUGAGAGCGGCGACAUCCCGUCGGCCCUCCGCUGGCUCAGGUCGACCUUCCUCUUCGUCCGCAUCACGAAGAACCCGGCGUUCUACGCGAUCCCCGGUAUCAAGUCGACGCCCGAAGCGCGCCUCGAAGAGCUGUGUCUCGAAGCCAUCAAGGAGCUCGUCGGCAGCGGUGUUGUCGAUGAGGACGGAGACAAGCUGGCUGCGAAUCUAAAGUCCUGGAUUCAACUCACGUCCCGCCGCCCGCAGAUCAUGGCCAAGUUCUACAUCUCGCACAAAACGUUUCUCGCCAUCAAGGAGCUUCCCGUCGGCGCAAACAUGCGCACUCUGCUCGAGACGCUCUGCUCCUCGGCCGAACUCGGCUCGUUUCGCUUUAGGCAAGGCGAAAAGAGCGUGCGUCCGUCCGGCUCCUCACUUCGUCGAACGUGGUCUGACGAUCCUUGCUCCCUUAAGGUUCUUGCGAAGUACAACAAGGUCAUGAUCCUCAUACAGCUCGUUCUCGAGGGCAUCCCUGGCACUGAGCUGCGCAACGAGAAUAUCAACCCUAUGCUGGACGCUCGCGGCAUCUUUGCUGCCGCCGUGCGUGUCGCAAAAUGCAUGGUCGACGUCGCAGUCGAGCGCGAGGACGGCUCCAUCAGGACGAUGCUGGAACUGCUCCGCUCUCUCAACGGCAAGUGCUGGGACGCCUCGUCCUUCGUCCUCCGCCAACUCGAAGGAAUCGGCGAGAAGAGCUACAAGGUUCUCGUCUCAAGCGGGAUAAAGAGCUUCGAGGACGUCCGCGAGUGCGAGCCAGAGCGUUUGGAGAUCCUCCUCAGCAGGAAACCGCCAUUCGGCCGCAAGCUCAUCGCGCAAGCCAAGUCGAUCCCGCAGUUCGAAAUCUCCGUCGUCUCACAGCACGAGCAAGUGCUCGAGGGUCAAGGAGUUCAGCUUGAGGCGACGAUCGACCUGCGCCUCAAGCAGACCAAGCCUUUGCCCGCGACGAAGAAGGGCCCGAUGAAGUUGUGGGCGACCGUCGCAUCCUCCACUUCCGACGGAGCAUUCGUCGACUUCCGUCGCACCCGCAUCGACCAGCUCUUGGCGCAGCCGAAGCAGUUCGACCUCGCGGUUGUGCUCGUCAAGCCCUCGCAGCGGAUCAUUAUCUCGGUUUCGUGCGAGUUGCUGGCCGGAUCCGAGGUGAAGCUCGUCGUCAAGCCCGAGAGCAAGGCUUCCGACUUCCCGAUCCCGAGCCUCGGACCGUCGGAAGAUUCGGACGUGGAGGAAUCGACGGUGUCGAUGCUCCCUACAAGCACGAAGCGCCCGAGCGAGAAAGCAAACCCGCAGGCUAUGCCAGAGUCGGUGCCACACGCCAAGAAGGCUGCAGGACCGAUCAAGCCAGCCGCAACUGCCGCAGCGACGCCGCCUGUGCCUCGUCAACGCCCCGAUGGCCGGUACGAAUGCAACCACAGCUGUGCGAAUAAGACGGCAUGCAAGCAUCUCUGCUGCCGCGAAGGGCUCGACAAGCCGCCGGUCAAGCGCACCAAGAGCAAGACCCGUCCAGCUGCGGCCAACAAGGGCUCAGUUGGAGAUACCACCAGCGCUUCGAAGCAGCCGUCCGCUCUCUCGAACGCGAAGCAACAGCCGCUCCGCCUCCAGCCAGCGCCGUCGUCGCGGAUCAUCCUCAACAAGACCGCUGGCGGUCAUUUCACCACCGCGCAGGACAACGAGGACGACGAAGAUAUGCUGGACAUCGAAGCUCUCCCUCCGCUCGACAAGCGCUCAAAAACGAGGGCUGCGGCCCGCACCGACUCGUAUGCGGCUCCUGCCAGCGAGGAGACGGACCAGCUCGACUCGACGCCCUCUCCGCCACGUCGUCCGCCUAUCGAAUCGACCGAGCCUCGUCCGCUCAAGGUCAAGCGCUCUCUCCUGCCGACCGAUCGCACAGCCGAGGAGGCUCGCAAGCGUCGUCGGCUCUCGUUGCGGGAGUUUGCGUCCAGCUCGCCAAUCGACCUCUCGAACACGCCCGCAGUCGCGCCGAGGUCUCGUCAGGCGUCGAUGGAGAGGACUGCGGAGUCACUGUUCCGCCGCGACUCGCCUGGCUCGUCGAAGGCGACUGCAGCGGUCCGCGGCCGAGACGAACCGGCUUUCGACUUCCCCUUCUCCGACGACGAGCCCGCUUUCGACGAUUCCGUUGCCUCCGCCGGCGAUAACAACGCUGAACGCGCAGACGUCGAGCCGGGCCCGACGGAGACGACGCUCGAGGAGAGCCACGAGGAAGCGGGCGAGGGAACCGGCGGGGACGAGGACGAUUUUGACGCCUGGCUCGCCAAGAGCGUCGUCGUCAUGUAA
Messenger RNA from Rhodotorula toruloides NP11, 4635 nucleotides. RefSeq names its product DNA/RNA helicase, DEAD/DEAH box type. Bases 1 to 4635 code for a protein of 1544 amino acids. The record is from RefSeq and is a predicted model, not a curated record. Gene Ontology annotation, molecular function: nucleic acid binding; ATP binding. The transcript is spliced from 27 exons. NCBI's taxonomy places the organism in Eukaryota, Fungi, Basidiomycota, Microbotryomycetes, Sporidiobolales, Sporidiobolaceae.